CAAGCAGCUUCACACAUGGAGACGGUGCAACACGAGCCAAAUGCUCCCCCUCGGCGGGAGUUUUGGUACGUCCCGUCUCACACGUCAUCCAUUGUUUACAAAUCAACGGAGCUUGUUGGUGGUUGGCGGCGUGGCGACAGCGAGGAGCGGCGCCUCUCUCAUUCAUCUCCGACGACAACAACAAAACAACCACCGGCGUUCACGAUGCCCUGUCGAAAGGAAAACUACAUUUUCCUGGAGCAGUCCGUCACCGUCGACCCCAAAGAGGUGGACGCGCUGGUUACGAAAAUCGGCGAGGCGCUGCAGCUCCAUAACAAUAGCGGCGGCCACCCGAAGAAGACUGCCUGCAUGCACAGUCUCAACCCCGGCGUGGGGAGCUUGGUCAACCCGGCGGGGGUCCUCGGCGGCGGCGGGGGAGGAGUCGGAGGCGCGACCACCACCGCGGGGGCGCCGGUAACGAAGCGGCAAGGCUGCUGCAUGCGGCUGCGGAACCGCGGCAGCAGCCGGGCGAGCCCCUACCACAUCCCCGGAUCGAGCGACCAGGAGUGGGACCAAAUCAAGCCGUGGAACAAAAAGAGGCUUCACGCCGACGAGGACGACCCGCACCGGCUGCUACAAGAGCUAAUCUUGUCGGGCAACUUGAUUAAAGAGGCCGUGAGGCGGCUGCAGUUCUCCGCGGCGGAUUGUGGAGACUUCUCCAAGGCGGCGGACAACGUGCCGUGCUGACAGGCUUCAAACACUGCCCCCCCGUCCACGGUCCUCCUUUGGACUUUCAAGUUGAACUCAACAAGACCGGUACCUGUGUCUCCCCCCCCCCCCAAUUUCGUUCUAUUUGUUCGGAACCUCGGCUCCGUUGCGUCAGCGGCAAAUUGUUAGCUUGCCAGUUAGCCGCCCGGCUAAUGAGCCGUGUUGUUUAUGUUUGAAAAUCCCCCCCACCGAGCUGCAAGGCUCGGGGGCGUCAGAGAGGCUUCGAACAAACCGGGAUUUUCUCAUUUUUCAUCCACAUUUCCACCUUUACCCAUUAAUGAAAUGACAUUUCACAUGGGGCCUUUUUUUUAAAAUGUAAAAUGGACGCCAUUUUCAAGACUCCCCAGAAAGCGACCCCCGUACACCCGUCAACACGUUUUGUUUUGUCCCAAGUUCUCCCUUAAUCUGUCCUCGUGUUCGGCGGCCGGAGGACAAACCUCUCGCCUCGUCCAAUAUCCAUAACAAAAACAUGAACUUUAUCGUGGAGGACGGUUACGCUAGUUUAGUGUUGUAUGUGUGGCCAUUUUGUUUACACUCGUGGAGAGGAGAGAGGAAGCAAAUGUGUACCAUGCUUUUCUCUCUCGCCCCCCCCCCAAUUCCUUUAACUUCCCUCGGAGCAGCUACUUUCACCACUCAAAACCUCAACUAAGACACAAUUUUGUCUCUUAUUUUCUAAAGCAGUUUUUUUUUAUAUAUAUAUACACAACGCGGAUGCUGUUUGUGGUUAGCGAUUCCGCCUUGCAGUUCAGAGGUACGGGUUUCGAAUUCCGGCUCCAGAUGUCCCCCCCCCCCCCCCCCUCGUGUGUAUUUUUUUUUUUGGUUUGUUUUCUGUGGUUACUCCGACUUCCUUUCACACCCUCCCAAAAACAAACAAACAAAAAAAGUGUUACCUUUAAUUUGAGACUGCUAAAUUGUCUAUAAAUGUGUGCAAUUGGCUGGGGACCUUACAUUGGGAUGAGUACAGAAUUUAUUAUAUAUACAUAUAAAUAUAUAUUUUUUUUUAUUCCCCUUGGCCAAGCAGCAUGACAACAACAAAAAAAAAGUCUGUUGUGGACGGGAGCCUCAAGGUAUCUGAAAGGGGAUCCCGGUGAGCAAAUAUGUGGGAUAGUGGGGGGGGCGCCCAUGAGAAAGUAAGGCCAAUUCCCACAGGGCUUACUUCCUAUUACUUGGUUCUGUUUGGGGGGGGUGGUCAACGGUCACAUGACAACACUUUUGUGGUGCUCUACACCUUUUUGGAAUUCCGUCAGCAAGUUCUGCUGUUAUUUUUUUUUCUUCUUUUUUUUGUAUUUGUGCUCCGUGUCAAGAAAAAUGCACGACUGCUUCGUAACGAAGUAUCUUGAUAAUGUUCCUGAGUAUUCAGGCCCCUUUUUUUUUUGGGUUGUCUUAAUAAUAAACACACUUUGUUUUUCCAAACUUGUUUUUCUCUCUCCUUGACUUCCGGGAACGCCUUGUUGUGACUCAAACUAUAUUGAAAAUGUGUCAGCCUGACACUUUCUCCGCGU
Molecule: messenger RNA, 2249 nt
Organism: Syngnathoides biaculeatus (alligator pipefish)
Lineage: Eukaryota; Metazoa; Chordata; Actinopteri; Syngnathiformes; Syngnathidae
Gene: gbp
Product: glycogen synthase kinase binding protein
Exons: 2
Coding region: 16-726 (236 amino acids)
Cellular component (GO): cytoplasm
Source: RefSeq, a predicted model, not a curated record